AGAAAAAAAAGGGGGGGGAGCGCCGAUGAAGUAGAGAAAGGAGGCUUCUCCCUGCAAGCAGUUUCUAGAAGGGAGAAGCGGCCUGCGCAGAGGCAGAGCCUUCUGAAGGGAAAGAUGCACGGGUGAGGCAGAUGGAGCGCGCUCUGUCGCCAGCUGGGAGGGAGGCGGAGGCCCCAGCGCCCAGCUCCCGCCUGAGCCUGACGGGGCUCCCUCUCCUCAGCCCGCUGUGGGUGGCGCUGAUGAGCGCCUUGAUCCUGGGCCUGCUGUUCGUGUCCAUCUACAGCUUGUCCCGAGGGGAGAUCGCCUAUGACUCACUCUACGCGGUCUUCGCGGUCUUCUCCUUUACCUCGGUGGUGGACCUCGUCAUCGCCCUGCAGGAAGAUGGCUACGUGAAGGGCUUCAUGGAGUUCUACACCAGGGAGGGCGAGCCGUACCUGCGCACGGCACACGGGAUCUUCAUCUGCUACUGGGAUGGCACCGUGCACUACUUCCUCUAUCUGGCCAUGGCCGGCGCCAUCCACAGGAGGAAGCGGUACCGGAACCUUGGCCUCUACUGGCUGGGCUCCUUCGCCAUGAGCAUCCUGGUGUUUCUCCCCGGAAACAUCCUUGCCAGCCUCAGCCAGCAGCCUCCCCGUUUCCUCCUGGAGGUCGGGGGCACCCAGGGCAAAUACAGCUCCGAGAUCAGGCCCUCCUUCUUCCUGGCCAUCCCCUACAUGCUGGUCCCAUGCUGGGCUGGCCUGAAGGUCUUCAGCCAGCCCCGGGCACCCUCCUACUGUCCCCCCAAUGUGGUGCAGGAGGAGCAGAGAAAGGGGCUCCUGCAGCGCCCGGCAGACCUGGCCCUCGUCACCUACCUCGCUCUGGCGGCCUUCUUCACCCUCUUCCGGGGCCUGGUAGUGCUUGACUGCCCCACAGAUGCCUGCUUUGUCUACAUCUACCAGUAUGAGCCAUACCUGCGGGACCCUGUGGCCUAUCCAAAGGUGCAGAUGCUGAUGUACCUGUUCUACGUUCUGCCUUUCUACGCCCUGGCCACCUACGCCCUCGUGUUCCCGGGAUGCUCCUGGCUGCCUGACUGGGCCCUGGUGUUUGCCGGAGCCAUUGGCCAGGCGCAGUUCUCCCACAUGGGCGCGUCCUCACACCUGCGCACGCCCUUCACUUACCGCGUGCCCGACGAUGCCUGGGCCCCUGUCUUCAUCUGCAACCUGCUCUAUGCGAUCGGCCCGCACCUGCUGGCCUACCGCUGCCUGCUGCGGCCCGCCUUCUUCCUACAGCCACCGACCACAACCCCGCGCCCCAAGAAGCAGCAGUGAGGGCUGCGGCCCAGUGCUCUGUUUACAGGCACAGCCACCCCUGCGCUGGAAGUGGGGUAGCGCUUUUAGCAGCAGGACGGAAGUCUCCAGGGGUCUUCUGUCCCGGCUGUGUCGGCCUCAGGCCAGUGUGUGGGACAGGACACCCACAGCAGGGCUUCUCGCAAAGAGGGCCUUGCUGAAGUUGGGUAUGGUGGCCCACGCCUGUCACCCAGCAUUUGAGAGGCCGAGGCAGAAGGAUUUCUGUGACUUUGAGACCAGCCUGGGUUACAUAGGGAGAUCCUGUCUCCAAAACAAAACAAAACAAAAACCAAGGAGGAGGGUACUUGUUCAACUUUCACCAGGCCCCAAAGGCCAUAGGAACUCUUGUGCCCCUGCCCCGAAUUUACCCAUCAUCCCCUUCAAGGAUCUUUUUAAUAAAAACCCUUUUGAUGCCUAAAAUGCCUAAGU
Messenger RNA from Fukomys damarensis (Damara mole-rat), 1754 nucleotides. It is a transcript of the gene Tm6sf2, whose product is annotated as transmembrane 6 superfamily member 2. Gene Ontology annotation, cellular component: endoplasmic reticulum-Golgi intermediate compartment membrane; endoplasmic reticulum membrane. Bases 132 to 1307 code for a protein of 391 amino acids. The record is from RefSeq and is a predicted model, not a curated record. The transcript is spliced from 10 exons. Lineage: Eukaryota; Metazoa; Chordata; Mammalia; Rodentia; Bathyergidae. Gene Ontology annotation, biological process: regulation of lipid metabolic process; lipid homeostasis.